Molecule: messenger RNA, 7236 nt
Organism: Lepisosteus oculatus (spotted gar)
Lineage: Eukaryota; Metazoa; Chordata; Actinopteri; Semionotiformes; Lepisosteidae
Gene: pank1a
Product: pantothenate kinase 1a
Biological process (GO): coenzyme A biosynthetic process
Cellular component (GO): nucleus; cytosol
Molecular function (GO): ATP binding; pantothenate kinase activity
Source: RefSeq, a predicted model, not a curated record
UUUGUCUUACAAAUUCAAUGCACUGUCACAUUUCCAAAAUGCCAUUCCUCAUUGUGUCAUUCUAAUAGAUCUCAUUGACUAGUCAUGCAUCUUGUUAGUUGAGCGUAUUGAGCCAUGUUUUAAUUGAAGUUCUCAAAUAGGUUUAAAAUCACACCAGUAUUCAACAGAUCAUAUUUUUUAUAGUGGUCACUGUGGAAAGUCCCAUGUUACAAUGGUACAGUAUACAGGGACACUAGAAGAUUAAAGAGAAAUUACAAUCGAGAUUACAUGAAGGUAGCACAUUAUAUACAGGUCCCAUUCCACAGCAGAGUACUUAAAAUUGUACACAUUUGUGGAGACCUUAUCAUUAAAAAAUGUUUAGCAAGGCCACCACAACACUAAUCAGAAAGAGACAGUUAUGUAAGAACAAAUAAUGACAACGGUUGAUAGUAGAUGCAGACGCAUAUCAAUUUUCCUUGCUGUUGUUGAAACAAUUUGGUCGGUUUCUUAGUUGCAGAUGUGUUUCAUGCAACCUGCUUUUAUUAAUUUCCUAUUUUUGUGCUUCUGCAACUCUUUUAAUUAGAACAAUUAAAACGUUAAUAAUGCACUUUUGAAAUGGAUUCCUAUCUUAAUUUAAAGGUGAUAAUAGCUUAAGGAUCCGCGUUUUCUUGUGGGUUUUUUGUAAAUCGAUGGUGUUAAACAUACCAUAUUUUAACAUACAGAGAUCUAGUACGGUUAAAAAAAACACAUUGCUAUCCCACAUGGUUUCGUUACAAGAAACAAAGACCACAGACUAAAAUCGUGAAUGUGUCGAGAUUAUUAGUUUUCUUGUAUUCUUCUUUCCUCGUUAGCCACGCGUGUUAGUGAGUCAGAGAAGGUGGCAUGGCGCCGCUCUCGCGUGGUGCCCCAGGGGAGUCGAAGGGGGUGGGGAGGCUCAGACGAUGACGUAGCGUGCCGGCUGUUUCAGUCGGAAGCUGGUGCAGGAGCGGAGCAUGAAGGAGGAAAAUGACCGACAGUGACCUCCACAGAACCGUGUGUGGUUGCGGUUUGAUGCAUUUUCCACCUUUUUAAAGUGCAAACAAACACGUAGCCUUCACCUGGAACUGAACGUCCAUCACACUCCACCAUCUCUCUCAAUCCUCCAUAAAAUCACUGUGAAGUUAAACCGUGAAAGAGCUGCUUUUUUUCCUUUCUUCUUUGCUUCACCUUUGCCUGUGUGCCUGUUCUCUGCCCCGCGUGUAAUUAUGGACACCACCGCGGAGCAAAACGGAGCAGGUCCUUCUUAUGCGAAUGGAUUGCAAAACGGAUUUUGCCCAGCGCAGCUAAGCAACGGGAGCUGCAGCUCAAUCAUUGCCAGCGCUAGUAGUAGCAGCAGCGGUGGCCAUAGUGGCAUCGACAGUUUCCACCAUCUUCACCAGGACCUACACAAUAAUGGAUCCCCGGCGAAAAAGUGUCGACUUCGGAGGAGGAUGGAUUCGGGAAAGAAGAACAGACCGCCCUUUCCCUGGUUCGGGAUGGAUAUCGGCGGCACCCUGGUUAAGCUGGUCUACUUCGAGCCGAAGGACAUCACCGCAGAGGAGGAGCAGGAGGAAGUGGAGAACCUGAAGAGCAUCCGGAAGUACCUGACCUCCAACACGGCCUACGGCAAGACGGGCAUCCGCGACGUCCACCUGGAGCUGAAGAACCUGACCAUGUGCGGCCGCAAGGGCCACCUGCACUUCAUCCGCUUCCCUACGCAGGCCAUGCACCGCUUCAUCCAGAUGGGCAGCGACAAGAACUUCUCCAGCCUGCACACCACGCUAUGCGCCACAGGAGGGGGCGCCUACAAGUUCGAGGAGGACUUCCGAACGAUGGCAGAUCUGGAGUUGCUGAAACUCGACGAGCUGGACUGCCUCAUCCAGGGCCUCCUCUACGUUGAUUCUGUUGGGUUCAAUGGGCAUCCAGAGUGCUACUUCUUCGAAAACCCUUCAGACCCCCAGAACUGUGUGAAAAGACCCUGCAGUCUGGAUAAUCCCUUCCCUAUGCUACUGGUGAACAUAGGCUCAGGGGUCAGCAUUCUGGCUGUUUAUUCCAAGGACAGUUAUAAACGUGUCACUGGGACCAGUCUAGGAGGCGGGACAUUCCUGGGGCUGUGCUGCCUGCUGACAGGCUGCGAGACGUUUGAGGAGGCGUUGGAGAUGGCAGCCAAGGGGAACAGCACCAAUGUGGAUAAACUAGUGAAGGACAUUUACGGGGGAGAUUACGAGCGAUUUGGACUGCAAGGGUCUGCUGUCGCAUCCAGCUUUGGCCACAUGAUGAGUAAAGAGAAACGGGACACAAUCAGCAAGGAAGACCUUGCCAGAGCCACCCUCGUCACCAUCACCAACAACAUCGGCUCCAUCGCUCGCAUGUGCGCGGUAAACGAGAAAAUAGAGAGGGUAGUUUUUGUUGGGAAUUUCCUCCGGAUCAACAUGGUGUCCAUGAAGCUACUGGCAUAUGCCAUGGAUUUUUGGUCAAAAGGACAGCUGAAGGCUUUAUUCCUGGAGCAUGAGGGCUACUUCGGAGCUGUGGGUGCUCUCCUGGAAUUAUUAAAAAUGACGGACGAUAACUAAGGAAAGAAGCUGCUGAAGAAAGAGACGAAAAACUGUACAAGAUAAAGCUGCUGGAAUCCUGUAAAGAAAGCCACUAUCCGAAAUGGAAAAGCCAUUUUCUAAUUUAAAACUGUAAAUAUUAAUUCCUUCCCAUGGUACCCAGAGAUUUUUAUGAACUAAUAUAAAUUAUAACAUAGUAUGCAUUAAGAGGAAAAUCCAUGAACUGUGAAACCUCUCCUGAUACUGUAAAUAUGUAUUUUUUAGAAAGUGCGCUAAGGCCAAAAUCUACUGACAUUUUGUUUGUCGUAAUUUUUCAAUUUUAGUUACAAUUGUUUUAUGCAAGUUUUGACUUUUUAGAGGAGGACCUUUUUGAGAAAAUGGACCUAUUAUAACCCGUAGGUGUACUUUUUGGGAUUUAUCCCAAGAGCUCCAUUUUGAUCACCAUGUUCAUUCAGAAUGAGCCCCAUUUAAGGCUUCAGAAUUCCCUCUGUACCUACACUUUCAGGCAUUUAAGGGAUGUGGGAGAGAAGUCAGUUGUUAAUAAUAAUAUCCAGGACAACCAUUCCUCUGUUUUUUUAUAUUACUAUCUGAAUGAAAUACUCAAUUUUUUCACUCUGGUAAAUGCUGUUCCAGGAGAUGGCUGAUUCAAGAUGGCCAUUUUGAAAUUAACUCUCAACUGGAUGGACUGUUGAGUAUUGACUGGGAGCACUGAAAAAUCCAAGGCAUCCUUUGUGGUUACUAUGACCAAUGUUACAUUCUCAGCCCCUUCUGGGGGUUUGAUCUCAGUCACUCCUGGCUCCAAGCUGGAUGUGGCUCCACUCCCUAGGUUGUCUAGGACAUUUCUCUGCCACUACAGAGUACUAUUCUGUUUAGAUUUCACACUUCUGUAACUUUCUCAAUGCACUGAGCCUCUUUACAUUACCUUCCUUAUUAGCUUUACUACAUGCUGCGUUUUGAUGAUACGAUAUCACCUGAAAUAAUACCUGAAUUGGUAGUCGAGCCUGCAGGAGUAUGCCAAAAAUUUGCCCACAUUUCUGCCAAACAAUAGGUCCAUUUUUUCUUUCUUUCUUCUGGGUGUACUUUUAAUCAGAAUGUGUUUUUUUUUUCUUUAGAAAAAUGUAAUGAGUACCCUGGGAGAUUUUAUCAUGUUACUUUUUGGUUAAUUUUCAUGACAUUUCAUGAUCUUUCUUGGUUUCAAAUGAAACUACAAAGCAACCCUGUGAACUACUGGAAGUCAGACACUUUACUGCCUUUUUUAAAAUGGGUAUUUGGGACGUUUGACCUUUCUUUGAUCUGGCUUCACAAAGGUGACCCAGAAGAGCUACCCGUCACGCCUGUUGGUGUUUCUCAUGUCGUGCCCUUUCACCAGACACAGGUCUGCAUCCUUUCCUGCAGUAAAUGAUUGAAUCAAAGGCUGAAAAAGCUACAACCUUCCUGACAAAACUGUGAUUCAAAAAGCUGUUUCAUCUCCUACUUAAGAGAUGUUUGGAUUGUUGGUCCUGAACCUUUCGUCUGUAGGGUUUUCAUCCCUUUACUUAGGCCGCAAAGAUGAUCAAUUGUCAUCUCAACUCUAAAAUGUAAAGAAGUUUUAUUUUGUAGAUAUAAAAGAGAAAACAUUAGAAAAUAACCAUAGUAGUAGAAAGUCCUAUAUGUUUGAAUUGAAUGUUUCAUUUAGUAGAUAUAUAAGGUAUUCAUAAACAAAAAAUGGAUUCAUGUGAUUCAAUACAAUAUAUUGAGUUUUUUUUUAAAUUGUAACAGUUGUGAAUUAAAACUCUUUAAUACUACACGAAAAGACAGAUGAUAAUGUUAGAGAUAACAGGACAGUACUUCUAAAAUCACUAAUACACCCUAAUGAAUGCCUUCUGUUCAAUUUUUAAGAGAUGGUAUUUUCCUCAGCUUGAUAGGUGCCACAUUUCUUAACGGACUUAAUAAACAUACUCAAUUGUACAGGCCAAAUUGUGCCACUACCAGUCUAACCUCCAAGCUAAAAAUAUUGUAUAGGUUGCCUUUAUCAAAGCAAAGGUUUAUGAUUCAUCCUUUCGGGCGACUUCGGUGCCGUAUCGUUUUUGUUCGCUGAUUCAUGUGUGGUUUCUGUUAUGGUCUUGUGGAAUUGAAUGGUUUAAAGUGUUUUGCCAUUCUGCUAGGACAUCUGCAGCGUUUCAGUAUGUUCACGUUUUAACUGUACAGCUAGUACAGAAUCUGUCUGAUGAUUCACUGGCUGGUUACAGUAUUAGUUGAAAAGCUUUAGCGACCUUCAAAAUUCUUUGCAUUUUACAUUGCAACAUUGCAACGGUUGUCAUGGUUCUCACGGGUCCUAGAACAAUGGCAAACUUAAAUUCUAUGGCAACUCUAUAGUUGAAACAUCAUGGUAAACAAUUUUAAGUGAGUGAAUGAGCUAUGGAAUAGAUUAACUCUCUACUACCAGAGCCAAAAAAAGCUGCCAUUAUGUAUUAUGUUGUAGAAUGUUCUAUAUUACAUAGUGUCAUAAGUUUAAGAAAUUCAGUAGGUUUAUGUAUGAGGGGCGAUACUAUAACUGUACAGUGCCAGAGGCAAAAAGCUAGACUGUCUUUGUAAAUACAAUACAGAUGUUAUCUUAUUUAACAUCUUACAUACCAGGGGAUCCCAGAGCCCACUAUAAAAUUAAAAACAAAACAGAUGCAAUACCAAGUCCAGUUAGGAGCAAUUACAUAAAUGACCAACUAAAUGAAAGGCUUUCAAUUUAAUUUUAAAAUAGUCUGUUGUAUAAGGAUUUCUAAUGUGGAUGGUGAGGGAGGUUCAGCACAGCGAGGAUAACAACUGAAUGCCUCAAUCUGACUGACUGAGGAUAGUGUUAGGUUGCGAUGAGUAAAUCUACAUUCUCAGUGAACAAUUAGUUGCAUAUGGGUGAGGUGCCUUAAAAUGCAAACUGAUCUGAAAAUAGUAACAGUGCCAUCAAACGUUAUGCUGAAAGAAUAAGAUUUCGGUAAUCUGUUUAGAUUACAACAGCAUCUCUAUUUUAUAUGGAUUUAAUAUAAACCAAUUAAUAAUCAUCCAUGACUGGAUUUUAGUUAGGUAAUGUACAAGAAAAGGCUUAGCUAUUUUUGAUUUGGAUUGGAACCAUCACUUAAAUAAGUGAAUGACCAAUUUAGAAGUGAAAUACAAGUGUACAUUUCCUGAUAAUAUCACCAAGUGACAUCAUAGAUGUAAUGAAGUGACCAAAGGUCCCAAGAUCAUGCCCUGGGGAACACUAAAAGAGCAGCUCAGCAUUCCAAGCUAGAAGUUUAAGAAGCUCCAGACUGAGCAACAAGGAUCCUAAACUAGAACUCUGUGGAAAGCUAGAUUUAACAGCUUCCAAUGCUAUUGCUGUACUGAGUUCAUAGAAUCCCAAUCCAAAAUCUAGGGACAAAUCAUAAGAUAAAAUGAGUUUGAAAGAUGAUGGGUGUAGCAAUGAGUCCAGAUUUAAAGUACAGGUAACAGCAUUCUCAGGGAAAGAGUGGUGGCCAAGCUAACAAUAUGAAGUCACUAACAUGACUAAGAUCAGACAGAGCAAGAGGAUUUCAAUUCAGUAAAGGAAGAUAAAAACAGUGAGGUGUUGACAAUCUCAAAUACAUACCAUUCCGGGAGUCCAUCUUCAUAAGGUAUGGAAGUAAUCCCAGUGUGAGAAUUCUGAUUUGUGACUCUCGUCCUGUGAAUAUACAGGCUUAUCUGCUUCACAUUUUGAGGGUUUAUCCCAAAUGUCUUUCAUAACACUGAAUCUUAGCUAACAAUUGUAUGUUCACAGCCAAUAGUCACAUCCCCUUUAAACAAAAAUAUUAAUAGAAGUAUCUGUUAACAACCCUAUUUUUCUCUCUGAUCUCUUCAUGUGUGUACUUUAUUAAAAGAUUCUACUUAUGCCAGCUUCUUUUUAUGAGAAUCAAGUGUGUGAGGAUAUCAGCUUCUGAUAUAGGUUUUGCAUUUACUAAUCUUUUCUUUUAAUUUGCAAAAUUCUCUGAAACUACUGUAGCAGUUUUUUAAGGCAGGACUCUACUGGGUUGAUGUGGACUACUUGAGAUCUGCAUUAUAAGCAUGUCCUCCUGCUGUUAAGCAGACAUGCUCUAACUGAAACACAUGAAUAGCAUUAUGUUAGGUAACAAGUUUGUAAUAUUACAAGGCAAUAUUCACUACACUUAUACAGUAGCCUAAUUACUGUACAGUACUUUUAAAGAGUGUUCGCUAAGAUUGUUUUCACUGCAGAAUUUUUUUGGAAACCAAGUAUUUGGGGCUGCUCUAAAAGUGUAUCUUUGAAGUUGCCAAAUAUAUGUAGGAUCCAUAUGUUAAAACCUUAGUUAAGGUAGGCAUGCUAGAAUAUAGCUCUGUAGAAUACAAAAGAUCUAUUAAACACAAACUUUCUUUAAGAAAUUUACUCACUGAAAAUUGAUUUUGAAAUGUUUUAAACAUCUUUGUUUCAGUAGUUUUUGAUGUAACUCAAUCAGUCGAAGUGUGAUCUUCUCUUGUUAACAACAUGCUAUGCAGGUGAAUCGCUAGUGAUCCGAUAUCAGUGUUUCUGUAGUACUGCAAGGUUAUUGUAAAAGUGUGAUAAAUUUAACACUGUUUUGUCAAAGUUCUCAUUACAUCUGGGAGUUAUCCAACACAAUGAUUAUAUGUGGAGAGUCCUAUUUUUUAAAUAAAGUAAUCUAAUAAAAUGUGAAGCAUUUUCGUUUCUUCUAAA